Molecule: messenger RNA, 1707 nt
Organism: Papaver somniferum (opium poppy)
Lineage: Eukaryota; Viridiplantae; Streptophyta; Magnoliopsida; Ranunculales; Papaveraceae
Exons: 1
Coding region: 1-1707 (568 amino acids)
Source: RefSeq, a predicted model, not a curated record
AUGUUUCAUCCUGCGACUUUAUAUGAUGCUUUCUCUUUAGAUAGAUUACAAGAGCAGAAAGUUCAACUUGCAUCUACUGCUUCUAAACCGUUUACCAGAUCAUUCAAUACAUCUUUUCAGACCAAUAGACCCUACUCUUCACCAAAUUUUCCUCCUAAACCAAUACUUACAUCACCUAAAUAUGCACCAAUCACACCUGAAUCCUUUUCUACUUCUCAAUCCAAAUCCAAUUCUGUAAUCCUUACAAUCAAAAGACUAACCCCUGAGGAAAUGCAGAAGAGAAGAGAUCAAGGUUUAUGCUACAACUGUGAUGCAAUUUAUAAGCCAGGGCACUUUUGCAAAGGUAAACAGAAAAUAUUCAUCCUUAAAAUGGACAAUUCUGAGUCACAAGAUACUGAGGAAGAGGAGGCAGUCUUCGAAGAAGAUGUUGAAUCUCCAAUUAACUCUGACAUUGAGAUAUCACUCCUUGCUCUCACUGGUACUGUUACAGGUGAAACCAUUAGAAUCCCUGGUGUUCUCAAUAAGCAUAAGGUUUCAAUUUUGAUUGACUAUGGUAGCACCACUAGCUUCAUUGAUAGCAGUUUAGCUUCUACUCUCAACUGCAAUAUAACUCCAACUGCUUCAAUGUUGGUAACUGUUGCAAAUGGUGACAAAACAUGUAGUACUGGAAUUUGUUCUAAACUGCAAUGGAGCAUGCAAGGCCACAAGUUUGUGGAGGAUAUGCAAGUCUUACCAUUGGGAGGUUGCGAUAUUGUGUUGGGAGCAUAUUGGCUCAAGACAUUAGGUGAUCUGCUUUUUAACUUCUCUAAACUCAGCGUUUCUUUUAAGUAUCAUAAUAAGAAGAUCACCUUACAUGGCCUAACACCCAAAAAUUCUUUAUUGAUGAUGAGUGGGGAAGGUGUCAAGAAAUUUUUCUCAAAAACUUCACAUGGAAUUGUGGGCCAUUUAUUCUCUAUUUCUACCCCAACUACACAACCAAUCACUCUACCAGAGCUUCUUCCUAUUCUAGAUGAAUAUCAGGACAUCUUUCAAGAACCUAAUCAAUUGCCUCCCAAAAGAUCAUUAGACCACUCAAUUCCUCUCCAGACUAAUGUUGCCCCUGUAAAUAAGAGAGCCUAUAAAUGUCCUUACAUCCAAAAAGGGGUAGUUGAAAAACUUGUACAAUACAUGCUCAACUCUGGCAUUAUCCAACCUAAUCAUAGUCCAUUUUCUUCCCCAAUCUUGCUUGUUAAGAAGAAGGAUAAUUCUUGGAGAUUUUGUGUGCAUUACAGGAAGCUCAACCACAUUACCAUUAAAGAUAAAUUUCAUAUUACUAUAAUUGACGAGCUUCUAGAUGAAUUAAAGGGUGUUAUAUUCUUCACUAAGAUAGGUUUGAGGGAUGGGUACCAUCAGAUUAGAGUGAUUGAUGCUGAUAUCUUCAAGAAUGCUUUCAGAACACAUCAUGGGCACUAUGAGUUUAAGGUCAUGCCAUUUGGCCUGACAAAUACACCUGCAACUUUCCAAGCUCUAAUGAAUGAUAUUUUCAAACCAGUUUUGAGAAAAUUUGUCUUGGUCUUCUUUGAUGACAUCUUGAUUUAUAGUCCAAGCUUAGAAGCGCAUAUGGAGAACCUAAAAUAUGUUUUUUCCUUACUCAGACAACAUCAGCUUUUUUCUAACUUCUACAAGUGUUGCUUUGGUCAAUCUUCCUUGGAAUACUUGGCCAUAUAA